Pomacea canaliculata is the source of this 6466-nucleotide messenger RNA. RefSeq names its product 7SK snRNA methylphosphate capping enzyme-like. Bases 95 to 2383 code for a protein of 762 amino acids. Gene Ontology annotation, biological process: snRNA modification. NCBI's taxonomy places the organism in Eukaryota, Metazoa, Mollusca, Gastropoda, Architaenioglossa, Ampullariidae. Gene Ontology annotation, molecular function: O-methyltransferase activity; RNA methyltransferase activity; snRNA binding. The transcript has 5 exons. The record is from RefSeq and is a predicted model, not a curated record.
UCCUGUGCCAUACAUGCGCAAUACAUUCGCCUUGUGCGAGUUCGUGGACGAAGUCGUACGAUAAAGCUGAGCUAGGAUCAGUAAAUCAUCAGGCAUGGAAAGGGAAAUGGAACGAGGAACAGCUACUUUAGCUGGAAGAGGGAGAGCUGGUUUGAGCAUUAAAGAUCGGCUGAAAAGGCGAGCAGCGAGUUUUUCAUUUUCUGGGACAAAGUCAGAAGGACACAAGUUGCAGCAUUUUAGGAAAAGACGGUUUUUGUUUGACAAGCAAAAUGGAAAUUCACAGAGCGAGGUUUUCUCUAACUUUAAACGUUACCGCCUCGGGUCGAUGGAUAGAGGUCAAGAAAAGAUUGUGCUGCCGACAAAGUUUUUGCUGGGAGGAAAUAUUAAUGACCCACUGAAUCUCAACAGUUUAAAUGACGAAGAAAUCAACAGAGUUCUGAAUGAGAAAACACCCCAGAGUUCUCCCAUACGAAUACCUGCACAUCGACUUAGCAUUGAAGUGAAGAUACCUGUGAAUAUUCAUGAUCCGCUAAACCUUUUAGGAGAUGAUAAUGCUGAACCAAUUGUAAGGCAGUUUCGAAAACGCAAAAGACACAGACCAAAAAAGAGAGACCAGAGCGUUUCAUCAGGUGUGUCGAGUGCAAAUGUUAAUCAGGAGAAACAUGGUAAUACAAAAGAUGCCAUACUAGAAGCCCUAAAAAUUGAUGUAGAGCCUUCUGAAGAGCAAGACACAAGCUUGUCUGAUUGUGAUCCACAACCUUCAUCUGCUGAAAAACCACAGCAAGCUAGUUCUUCAAAAUUAACUAAAAUUGUGUCACCUGUUAUCAGACAAAGCCCCAAAAUUAAAAAGCGACGAAGGACAAUUAGUGAGUGUGCAUCAAGUACUCACACUGAAACCUCCAGAGCUCUGUUCCGCAGAUCCAGUAGUCCUGAAGCAUUGAGAAAUGUCACCCCAAGGAAAUUUAAACGACAGACCAGUGGUUCAUCAGUUGCUAGUAAACCGAAGGCUUCCCAAGAAACAGUGGCACCAUCUCCCCCUAAAAAAUUUGCAAAAAAGCCUCAUUUUAUCCAUGGCAACUACAAUAGAUACUAUGGCUAUAGAAAUCCCCAGAUGGAAAUAGAUCAUCGGCUGACAAAACUAAAACCUGAAUGGUUUGAAGGUAAGGAUGUGCUUGACAUUGGAUGUAAUGUGGGACAUAUCACUUUGGCCAUUGCCCAGAAUUUUCACCCUAAGAAAAUUGUAGGGACUGACAUUGAUCACAACCUGAUCAGGGCAGCACGACACAACAUCCGUAACUACUUGUCUAAAAAACAUGGUGAUGUUUCAUAUCCAUCAUCAAGCACCAUCAAUUAUGGUCCUAUUGAAGCACCACCUAUUGCAGACAAUAGGCAAGGCUUUCCCCGCAAUGUCAUUUUCAUGCAAAGCAAUUAUGUGCUGGAAAAGGAUGAACAGCUAGAGUUUGUUCAUGAAGAGUAUGAUACCAUAUUAGCACUUAGUCUCACCAAAUGGCUUCAUCUAAACUAUGGUGAUGCUGGACUGAAGCGUGCAUUUCAUCGCAUGUACCGUCAGCUGCGUCCAGGUGGCAGGCUAAUCCUUGAACCACAGCCAUGGGCAUCAUACCGGAAAAGGAAAAAACUCACUGAAACCAUCUACAAAAACUAUUGCAGCAUUGAAUUACGUCCAGAACAAUUCAGGCACUACCUUCUUUAUGAGAUUGGUUUUUCCAAGUGUGAGGUCAUUGAUGUGCCAUUUAACAGGUCAAAUGGGUUCAGGCGACCUUUGCUUCUGUUUACAAAAACAGAAACGCAAUAUAACAGCCCAGCAAUGUUUGGCUUUGUGACGCCAGUCAGCACUCCUAUGCCCUCUACAUUUCAUGUAGACACUAGUGAACAGCCUCAUGAUGACUACUGCUCCAGCAGAAGUUUUACGCCAUCAAAGUGUUCCACCUGCAUCUCAGGCAGCUGCACACCAUGCUCCUAUGUAGCAAGCCCUUACAUAGCAGAUUUUGGAUUGGGCGCUGACUCUGAGCAAGUGCCAAAUGAGUCGGAGGCAAGCAACACUGCUUCUGAAGUGACUUUAUCCACAGGUUCUACAAAUGUUGUUUUCCAGAAGGAUGAGUCAGUAUCAAAGGACUCUGCAUUGACAGAAAAUGCUUAUGACAAACGAUCUUCUGGUUCUGAAGAAGGAAAGGGCAUGCAGGAUACUGGACAUCUUUGCAAGUCGUCUUCCUCUGCCCACUGCAAGGAUGGUAGCAGUUCUUCACAGUCAAGUGUGGUGCUGACAGACUGCAACAUCUUGGUCGCAGGCAGCGCUGCUGCCAUUGCUGACACAAUUAGUGACACAAAUGAGCUUGGGGAUUCAGUUUCUGGUGACAUUUGCUGAAAAAGUGCAGGUGCCUUGAGAAAAUAAUAUAGUGUUGUUUUUUUUUUUAAAUGUGAUGCAGAGAAUGAUUGGAUAUAAAGAGAGUUGUUUCUCUUUGUAAUUCAUGGUCAUUUCAAGGACAAGACUGUGGCUUGGAUUAGAAGUAAUGUUUACUUUUUGCACUCUUGGCUGUCUCAGUGUUAUUCAAAACUGGUUUCCACUCGUAUAAAGACUGAUGGGUUUGAUGACAGUCAUUGAUGGGCAGCAUUUGUUUACUUUGUAUGGGCUUUGUAAUAGCAGAUUCAUACUUCUUGUCACUUGAGUUUCCUAGGUUUUUUUUUUUUUUUUUUUUGACUGGCAUUUUCUCUUGCUAUCCCUUGCCCAUUUUGUGUGUAAGAGAGAGAGAGAGCUACAACUUACUUUUCUAUUCUUUGAAAAAAAGCUUUUGUUGAAUCUUCUCCUUGUUGUGUUAAAUAGUCACGUGUGCGCAUGCACACAAACAAGGAGGGCACCGGUAUGCAAGGAUGACUACUAGCCAUUCGCUUAGAUCACCAACAUUUUUUAAACAGUGUUUUUCCUACACUUUAAAAUGCGAUUUGCAAAUAGUGCAGAUCUGACUGACAGCAGAAAAUAAAGUUAUUCAUGGCAAAGUCUGCAUUGACAUUUUGUUCCAGCUAGGUGUAUCCUGUUUCCUUUUUUUAUUUAAAAACCACAUUUCCAGUUGUUUUUUUUUACAUGAUCUAAUUUGAGCAGUUAUUAAGAAAAGUCUAGUUUUAAUCUGCAUCUGUGUUGUUUCCAAAGAUUUUAUCUAAAAUUGUUGUUUUCUUGCCCAAGGCAAAAUACUCUUGAACAUAUUUGCUCCUUCUGUGCUACCACAAUUUAAACUUUUUGUUAUAUUUCACUGUUAAUAAGCAGCUGCCACAGGCAUAAAUUUGUCUCUGGUUUGCAUUCAUGGAAGUAUGGAUCAUACUUCUACACACCGAAAAAUAAAGACAAAAGUUGUUCUUUCCUUAUCUUUUUUUAUUUAUUUGUGUCUUAUCUUUUAUUUCACUUCUGCUGUUUUACAGGAUCUGGAAUUGUUAAAAGUGCAUCAGAUUAUUUGAAAAACAAAUGAAAUUGUCCUGGAAAUUUUGACAAAACGUGCAGAAGGAAAAGAUUUGAAAAAAAAAUAUUACCUUGUCAACUUAAGAAUACUGCAAAGUAUAUUUUCAAAAAUUAAACUUUCCUUCACAUGAUAAGUUAUUAUAAUUUUUUAUAAACUCCUUCAAAUAUGGUGGUAAUACUUGCAAUGGUCAUUUUUACAGUCUACUAGGUGAAAAUGUAAAAUGAAUACACUACUGUUCAGUGUUGCAUGCAUACAGGUCAAAUCAUUUUUAAAAACAUCAGGGAAAGGGAAGCCACUGUCUUGAAAAAUGCUAUGGACGGAAAAAAAAUUAUUCAUCAAAUUUGAUUCACAACUGUUGUGCAAUCACAGGAAUGCUAUAGUAUAAGGCAUUUUGAAUUAUCAAGAAUUUCUAAUACAAGUAUCUAUUUUUAAAAUCUUAAGAGGUUUUACAAGUUUCAGCAGAUCUUGUAUAUUUGAAGUGAACAAAUUCAGAAAUAGUUAAGAAAACAUGGUUUAUCUUUUUCCCUUAUAUGGGUCAUACGAGGUCAUAAACUAUCUGUGUGUGCUUGUUCCAUUAGAGAUCAGCUGAUGUGUUUCUGUUCUAAGUGCAAUCUGUAGUUGUCGUGCAUUUUCCACAUUUCAUGAUCAUUAUGUAAUAAGUAAUGUUAAAAUAGUCCAAGAAUGCUACUUUUUUAACGUACUAGCUUUGGCUGUCACCUAAUAUUGACAUUUUAGCUUAUUGCCUGCCAUAGCUAUAGACAUCUUUGAAAUAAAAUUCAGUAUAUUGUGGAAAAUUAGAAACAGAGAAAACAUACACAUUAGAUGAAGAACUUUUCAGUCAUCUACCAGAGAAGCAAAUGGUCCACCUUUUGAAACAGCAUGUAAGCCUCUUUGAAAAGAUGUAGCACAUAAUUGUUUUGUUUUUUGGAGACACAAAACUUACUUUCAAUUUUGUCCGAGCAAGUAAUUUCAGAUGCAUACAGUAAUCAGUGGACUGAUAAUCACUUUCUUAAUAAAAACUUUUAUCAUCAGCUAUAAAAGGUUUAUAUAUGUGUGUGUGUGUUUUAAUGAAUGUGAAAGAUGAUUCCAUCUAGGUUCUUUUGAUUUACAAAAGAGUGUAUAUUGUCUAUCUCACGUUUGCAGAUAAAAUGGGAUAAAAUGUUGUGAAAGUUUACUUUUGUUGAACUGUGCACUUUUCUGGAAAAAAAUUCUAUUUUUAUCCUUUUCAGUCAGUGUAUGUUCACCAACAUGCAUGGAACAUGCAUCCAUGCAUGCACACUCUUAGACAAAUAAUGACAACUCUUUACCACAGAGAAAAGUGUUAGUCCUUCUACAGAUUAGGAAUAUACAAAAAUAAUCCUCAUAAAAUCUAGCACGUGCAUAUUGCUGAAGAUCUGUGAAGGAUGUUUAUGUAAGUAAUUAAUACUAGACUUUGAAUGGGAGUGGAUUAAGAUUUCAUUUUCUCUCACAAUUGAAAAUCUGUACAUUAAUGAUUGACAUUUAGGUUUCUAUUAUUUGUAGUUGUGCAUUCAUUUUUUUCCAAUAUCAUACAAUGAUUCUUAUUUACUGAUUCAGUUUAAUGAAUCUCACCCUACUCCCUUCUGAAAAAUACAUGUACAGUCCCAUCUCCAUUUAACUGCUAUCACAUAGCAUUUCUGUGUUUAGUCAUAGAAUGUUGUUUAAGCAUUCUGCGGUUACCUCAAGUUUUCCUUUUACAGAAUGGCAUUUUCAUGGGCAUUAUAAGUUUGUAGUCGGACCUCGAUAAGUCGAACUCAAAGGGACCCGAAAAGAAAUUCGACUUACGGAGUUUUCGAGUUAGGGAAAAUGGCGUAAUAGGCGCAGGUAUUUGGCCUGGAACUAACAAUUAAUUCAAUAUAGGGAGGUUUUUGACUUAGGUAAGGUCGACUCAUCGAGGUCAGACUUAAAGCAAAAUCAAAAUAUUGUGUUUUUGUAAUUUUCAUAGUUACUGUGUUUAGUUAAACAACAAAUAUGUGCUGAAAAAGUAGAUCAAUGAUCAUGUUGCUGCUGAAAAUCUUGUGCUUGGUUUAACACUGCAUUUAUUUGCCAGAUAAAAGGAUGCUAGGAAUAGUGAAUGAGUUUACUGCUCAUCUGCUUCUAGACUUCGAGAUGCUUGGAUUUGUGUAACAUCAGUCACCACUGACAGUUUAUAAAAUAAAAACAAUGGUACAUCAAAAUGAAAUAGAAGGGUAGUAUGGUUAUUUUCAGAUAUUUUCAAAAUCUCUUUUUGAAGGUAAGCAAUUUUUGCAUUAUUCAUAGGAAUAAUGUAAAUACACCAAAUUUUACUAGAUCCCACUACUACUUAUCCGUUAAAGAAAGCUAUCAGCAGCUCCUUUAUAUGCAUGAACACGGACACAUAUAAAUGCAUUUAUGUAUUCACAUGUUUUUAUACGUAGACAUAUGCAUACAAAUUAUUAAAGUUACAUUUAGGAAGAAUCCAUAUUGGUCAUUCACCACUUUUCCCUAUACAGUCCAUACAUUUGUGUUAUUUAAAAACUAAAAUGGCCAGUUCGAUUGUAGAGAAUCUAAACCUUUUAAAUUUGUAAUUUAAAUGGGAAAAUCAAUUUGAUAUCAGGCUUUCUCUUAAAAUGUUUAGUUUAGCAGAGAUGAACAUUAAAAGUGGCAUUAGACGUUACACGCAUGUAGGCAAGAAAUGGCCAUUGUAUCUGUAAUCUUUCUAUAUUCUUGGGUUUGGUAAGGUUGGUUUAAAGAGUGUUUCAAGUGACAUAGUGAAUACACUGAUGCUGGCGACAUCUAGAAAACAAUCUACAAACAGAUUGAAUUUAAAUUGCCAUUCAGAAGUCACAUUCAUGUUUAUCUGCUUGGUAUGUUACUGUGCUUUUAUUUUGCUUUGAUAACUGUGGGAUGCAUGGGAGGUAAUAAGUACAAACUUGCAGUAUUAUUGUACAGUGAUGCUUCUUGCUUUCUCUAUGCAACGGUAGAUGUUACCCCUCUUGAUCCAUUAAAAGUUGACAUGAUCA